Salvelinus namaycush (lake trout) is the source of this 1589-nucleotide messenger RNA. RefSeq names its product zinc finger C4H2 domain-containing protein. The transcript is spliced from 5 exons. Lineage: Eukaryota; Metazoa; Chordata; Actinopteri; Salmoniformes; Salmonidae. Gene Ontology annotation, cellular component: nucleus. The record is from RefSeq and is a predicted model, not a curated record. Bases 416 to 1048 code for a protein of 210 amino acids. Gene Ontology annotation, biological process: positive regulation of neuron differentiation.
CUGUGCUUCGCGGUUUACCGGAUCUUUUGUUCUGCAGUUUUCUUGAAGAUCACUCCGCGACCCACACGCUGCGGCGCUGUGGUUCAAGCCACCGACUUGUUGUUCCUCACCGCUGUCAGGAAAUGGACUCAUGCUAGCCAUUUCGUCAUGAAACGCAAAUACAGUGAUGACUUUUUGUCUCUUUCAUACAAACUUUGAACUUUGAAAUAACGAGGAGCGCCCACAAUGUUUUUUUUGUGUGGGGAAGUGCUUAGUAAUGAGUCUCUCAAAACGAACAAAUUAAUAAAACGACACGUCCUGACCAAACAUCCAGGCACUACUGUACAUAACGGUAAACCCAGGGAGUUAUUUCAGAACCGGGCAGGAUGCUUCAAGAAACAGUGCUACAAAAGUGGAACAGAAUAAGACGGUACAGAUGCAGAAGAUCAAGUCUCGUCUGAAGUCAGAGUUUGAGUCCCUAGAGUCUGAGGAGAAACAUCUGAAGGAAUACAAACAGGAGAUGGACCUCCUUCUGCAGGAGAAGAUGGCCCAUGUGGAGGAGCUACGACUCAUACAUGCUGAUAUCAACGUGAUGGAGAGCACUAUAAAGCAGUCGGAGAACGACCUGAACAAGCUGCUGGAGACGACGCGGAGGCUCCAUGAUGAGUACAAACCCCUGAAGGAACAUGUAGAUGCCCUGAGGAUGACCCUGGGCCUUCACAGACUGCCCAACCUCAACGAAGAGGAGGAGAAACUCUCUCUGGAUUACUUUGAGAAGCAGAAGGCUGAGUGGCAGAAGGAGCCUCAUGAGCCCACCAUCCCAGAAUCCCUUGCAGCAGCGGCUGCCGCGGCCCAACAGCUCCAGGUCUCCCGGAAACAAGAUGCCCGCCAGACCGCCACCUUCAGACAACAGCCUCCUCCCAUGAAGGUACACAGUACACACCCUCCUAUGAAGGCCUGUCUGUCAUGCCACCAACAGAUCCAUCGUAACGCUCCUAUCUGUCCACUGUGUAAGGCCAAGAGUCGCUCCCGCAACCCCAAGAAACCUAAGAGGAAGCCUGACGAGUAGACACACUCCUACUACCACCUCAUAUUGCUACAUUUCACAUCUGGAUUUCAGUAAAACGUGUCGUUAUAACCUUUCCCCGUGCCAUGGAACCUACAUUUUGUGUAAUCGUCAUUAUCCUAAGUGUUUUCUUUUUAAACAGUGCUUGAGUGUUGAAAUGUAAUUGUUAACCUUAAGGUUUAAUAGACCCUAACCAUGUUAUAUGCAAUAAUACACAAUAUUAUACUGUAACUGUACCCAUGUUGUGAUUGGUUCUGGCAUUAAAUGUAAAACGUACUGCAUUUACUUGUUACUCUGUAUUUAACACGUUUGCAUUGCAUGAACACUUUCCAUGACUGAACUAUAAUGACUGUGUUGUAACUGUUUGUGAUAUGAAAGUGGGUUCAUUGUUGGACUGUAUAACCCAGGAAGUUGUUUUAAUGUUUACUAAAGGCAUAAUGGACGGUCAAGGACUGAGAAAACCAUGAUGCUUAUUUGCUUUUAACAGUGUUGUAUGUGAAACUUGAAUACAAAAAUACAAAAAUAAAAUGUAUUUUGUACUGCA